Messenger RNA from Dalotia coriaria, 7033 nucleotides. RefSeq names its product brain tumor protein-like. Gene Ontology annotation, biological process: negative regulation of translation. Gene Ontology annotation, molecular function: mRNA 3'-UTR binding; translation repressor activity; protein binding. NCBI's taxonomy places the organism in Eukaryota, Metazoa, Arthropoda, Insecta, Coleoptera, Staphylinidae. The transcript has a single exon. The coding region runs from base 16 to 2565 and encodes 849 amino acids. The record is from RefSeq and is a predicted model, not a curated record.
GACGGUUAAUUGAAGAUGGCAUCACCGACCCCGUCAAUUGAAUCACUACCACGUGCAAAUUCAAUCGGAUCCUUCGGCGAUCACGCCGACUACCUAUCGCUAUCUUCACUUGCCGAUUCGCCGCUGACCGUGAGCGGAUCGUCGCCACCCGUAAGCGAUUCGGCCGAACGCGACCACGACUUGAUUGCCGGCGGGCACGGAGGCGCCGCGUGUUGCCAGAACUGCCGCGAACCGGGGGCCGACGCCGCCCACCACCUACCUUGCUAUCACGUUAUCUGCGCCAGCUGCUACGAGAAGAACAAGUACACCUGCCCCCGUUGUCAAAUUGACUCCAUCGAGGGUAUCCUCAGUAAUAUUCUCCUCGGCACUGCUGCUGAUACACCGUUGCCGCUCUCCAACGCAGAGCAUAUCAUCUCGCCGGCAGUGCGUUGCACCGGCUGCAAAAAGAAGAAGCUAGACGCGAUCGCGCGCUGUUUUGACUGCGCCAACUAUUUGUGCUCCAACUGCGUGAUGGCGCAUCAAUUUAUGCACUGUUUUGAGGGCCACCGGGUGCUCAACCUGGAUAUUAAGGACGAUACGGGUGCUCCGCCAACGUCGCACAAACCCUCCGCCACCGCGAUGGGUCAGAACGGCGAAAAGACAAUGUCUUGCCCUAAGCACAAGAGUGAGGUGCUCAAGUACUAUUGCCGUACAUGCGCUGUACCAAUUUGCAAAGACUGCAUUUCGAUGGAGCACCCCGCGGGGCUACACGACUGGGAGCAUAUUAAUGAUGCGGCGCCCAAGCAGAUCGAGGCUAUCACACAUGCUAUCCAAGAGGCCAAAACUAAGGCUACCGACAUUAAAAAUGUGAUGAAGAACGUAGAACACGCUACCAGCCGCCUGCAAGUGCAAUACCACAAGGCGCAGAACGAAAUCAACGACACCUUCCAGUUCUACCGUUCCAUGCUGGACGAGCGUAAGCAAGAACUCCUGAAGGAAUUGGAGUCUGUUUUCUCUGCGAAGCAGAUCUCAUUAGGGGUAGCUACCCAGAAAGGGCAGGAAACGGUUGAUAAUAUCUACAAGACCUGCGAAUUUGUGGAUAAAUUGAACAAAUGUGCCAGCGUGGUGGAGAUCAUCAUGUGCCGCAAGUUGCUCGACAGCAAAUUACAGUCAUUGUUGAGUUUCAAUGUUGACCAGAGCGUGCAACAGGCGUGCGAUUUGGAAUUUGUCUCCAAUUACCAGGCUAUUCAGGUGGGAGUGCGCAACACUUUUGGCUAUGUUCGAUCCAAUUCAGAACCUGUGGUUGGCCCAAGCAAACAGCCCCCGAUUGCUCGCCCAACUGGUGGUAGUGGAAGUGGUAGUGCCGGCGGUGGUUCCAGCUCCAGUGGCUCAAGUGUAAAUGGCAGUUCCGGUAGUUUGAAUGGUGGUAUUGGAGGCGGCAUUCACUGCCCCUUCACGAUCUCCAGCUCUAGCCAGUCUACCUCGCCCUUUGAGUCUAACAUCAUCACAAAGCGUUUCAGUUCUGCGCACAGUCUAGGUCUAUUCACCACUACCGUGGGUGAUAUGAACCUCAAUGGUAUCAACUCCUAUGAAAAAUGGUCCAAUGGUGGCACUGAUAGUAUCUUCCAGAAUGGAGGUGUCCCAGAACCGUACCAUCUUACUGGUGGCGGCGGCGGGCAAGUGAAUACUGAUUUUGAUAUCACUUCCAAGCUGAUGUCUACGACGAUCUUCCCGCCCAAGUCGCAGAUUAAACGCCAAAAGAUGAUCUACCAUUGCAAGUUCGGAGAGUUUGGGGUCACCGAGGGCCAGUUUACGGAACCCAGCGGAGUCGCUGUCAAUGCUCAGAAUGACAUCAUCGUUGCCGACACGAACAACCAUCGCAUUCAGAUCUUCGACAAGGAAGGCCGCUUCAAGUUCCAGUUUGGAGAGUGCGGCAAACGCGACGGGCAACUUCUGUACCCCAAUCGCGUUGCGGUCGUGCGUACUUCUGGUGACAUUAUCGUUACGGAGCGUUCUCCGACACACCAGAUCCAGAUCUACAACCAGUACGGUCAGUUUGUGCGCAAGUUUGGCGCUAAUAUUCUGCAGCACCCGCGAGGCGUUACCGUUGACAACAAGGGACGCAUCGUCGUUGUGGAAUGCAAGGUAAUGCGAGUGAUCAUCUUCGAUCAGUCGGGCACCGUACUUCAGAAGUUCGGCUGCUCCAAGCAUCUCGAAUUCCCGAACGGAGUUGUUGUCAAUGAUAAGCAAGAGAUCUUCAUCAGCGAUAACCGUGCGCACUGCGUCAAGGUGUUCAGCUACGAGGGAAUCUUCCUGCGACAGAUCGGCGGCGAAGGCAUUACUAAUUACCCGAUUGGGGUGGGCAUUAAUGCCGCCGGCGAGAUCCUCAUCGCCGACAACCACAACAACUUCAACCUGACCAUCUUCACACAGGAUGGGCAGCUGGUAUCGGCGCUGGAGAGCAAAGUGAAGCAUGCGCAAUGCUUUGAUGUGGCGCUGAUGGACGACGGUAGCGUCGUGCUGGCCAGCAAGGACUACCGCCUGUACAUCUAUCGCUAUGUACAGGUGCCGCCCAUCGGUUUGUAACUCGCUCCAGCUAGGCGGCCCCCUUCGCGUUACGUUCGGUCUUGUUGAGCAGCGUGCCCGACGCGCCGGCGGCAUCGCACCAUUCCGUCACACCUUUUGUUGAUGCAUUUUUAAGAAUCGGAAUGGCGCCGCCCGGCGUCAUGGCGCGAUUUGUACAUUUACGUUUCAUCUCUCCCCCCUGAAUGCCCACCCCUCCCCAGUUUAUAAUGAUAGUUUUGUAACGUUGAUAUCUAUUUUUAAUAUUGUACGAGAUGAGAAAAGUUUGACGAGAGUUUUUUUAUUCGAAGCGCGCGAGUGUGCUUCAUGAGCGAGCGGCCAAAAAAUCUCUUUGAACGUCGGCGGCACUCGGCGCGAAGAAGUUAUAAAACGUGAGGGCCAUUUGUUGUAUUUGUCGUAAAGUUUUGGCAUAAGAAACUAUAUUUUACUAAUGAGUGUACGGUGUUGUGAAUGUCUCUCCGUAGCGUAUACACGGUAUGUAGAAUAGCGCGUUGUUGUUUUUGGCGGAACUGAUAAAGAGCCGCGUUGUUAGCUACCCCUAGUCACCCCUCGUACGAGCGCAGAUGCAGCCCCAGCCCCCCACCCCCAAUGAAGAUGUGUAGCUCUGUAUAUCGGUCUAAAUGUUUUAAACAUAAGAGAAGUUUCGCGAUAAAGAACAUACACACACAAACACACUACAUUCGCAGAGAUGUGCAGAGUGGUGAAUUGCGCGCAUACGCGAGAACACGCGAACGAAAAAAAAGAAAGAAAGAAGAAAAGGUAUUAGUAUGGUAAUAUUGACAUUUAUUUUUUGAUGAUUUUGUUUUAUUUUUUAGUUUUGUUAUAAUAUUGUCUAUUAUUUAAGUUUGGAGGCGCGCGCAAAAACACGAGCAUAACACUCACAAAACGAAAUGCCAGAAACCGACGAGCGUGCGGUGCAUGUUGCAAUAUUUUCUAUAUAUCGCCACCGGAUGCUAGUAUGAUUCUUUCUUUCACCUCGUGUCUCUGAAUGAUUAUUCUAUUAUUAUUAUUAUUAUUAUUAGUUGUAGUAGUUUGUAGUAAUAUAUUGUUUGUUAAUGCUGCCAAGUUUAAGAUACGGCCGGAGGAGGGCGGAAGGCGCGUUGCAUGUGACGUGAGUCCGCUUUCCUUCUUAUUUGAUUUUGAUUGAAUUUGACCAACUGUAUUUUACUAUUAGAUAGGAUUUCGUUUAUGUUCACACACCCACAUACACACGCGUACACGCACAGCCACUCAAGGGGGCGGCGGGGCACGAGGGGGGACGAUGCCGGACGCUAUGCGGACGCACCUUCCCCUCUCGCCGCUCGGACAUUAUUUAUACACUACACACACACACACUCACCACACGAACACCUCCCCCGAGACGCCCUUUUUUAAAAUUUAUUUAUGUUGUUAUAUAAUCCUAUUGAAGAAUACGCGGGGGCUAAGCGAUCUCAUUUUUACUGCUCUGCCCCCACGGCGCUCGCCGCGAGACUCGAAACUAUUAAUGUGUAAGGCGAUGCGAUGAUUGAAUCGAAGGAAUUGUAAUUAUACGUGAAACAAAAGGACUGCGGCGGCGGGCAUGCGUCCGCCCUCUCCGUUCUCUCUCUCUCUCUCUAUCUAAAUAAUUGUAUCUUAUCUGUUUCUCCAUUAUCAUCGAAAGAAAAAAAAACUUAAGCAAAGCGGUGUCCUUCCGACAAGAGUUAAGUUGUUUUGCCGAUUCGCACGCGCACGUGCGACCAUCAAUGGGGGCGCGUGUGCGUGCGCACUCGUCAGCCCCACAUCCCCCUAAAAACCCCCAGAGUACACUCUAUUUUUUCUACAUUGUUCCUCGAAAGACUGCCUCGGAACGACACCGGCUCUGAGAGAGUGGCGGACCCCCGCCGGCACGAUACUAUAUAGAUUGAAUUUGAGUUUUUGAUUAGAAAAAGGAAUUUAACAAAUUUAAGCGAAAGCGCAAAAAGAAGUAAAAGAACCCAUUUAAUCAGUUAGUUUUUAUACUUUGUUGUUAUUAUUAUAUUAGUUUUUAAAUAUGAUAAAAUUGUUCUUAAAUUAAAUUUGUACAUUGUUUUGUUUUUGAAUAUUUUUGUUGUAAAUGCUUUUUUAAUUAUAAUAAUACCAGUUCUGCAGUUUUCAUUAUAAACACGUUUUUUUGACGUUUUUCGAAUCUCAAAUCAAAUUCUAACAUUUCGCCGAUUACUAACACGAACAAACAAACAUCCCACAGUUUUUAGGAAAUUCCGGAUAUAGGUAUAUAACAACAAGCGUAGAUCUACACUUCUGUGUUUUCUUCCUGGUGUGUUUUUGAUUUUUUUAUUUUUAUAUUUUUUAUUAUUUUUUUGUGUUUGUGUUUGAUUUUGUUUUGUUUUAGAAAAUUGGUCUUCUCUGUAUUGUGUGUAUACUGUGUAGUUGAAUCGUAGCACUCUUUCGGCGGCGGUGGCGGCAACCAGGUGCCAAUCCUCGGCGGCGACGGCGGCAGGCGACUCGUUUAGAGAAUAUACUUUUGUACUUAGCGAUGUAAGUGAGAGUGACGAUAUGAUAAUCUCCGGCCCCCGCCUUGGGGACGGCAGGCCGGCAGCUUUCAAGUAAUUAUUCGAACAAUCUAUCUUGGGCCCAACUAAGCAAGUUAUUUAUCCUAAAAUGGAAGUUUAUUACGAUAUUCUAGUUGUACGUCUACAAACCGUAUAUAGGCAUGUGUGAUUUAAUGGUAUUGAUAGUCAUUAGCUUCUAAGAGGUAUAACAACAUUCAUUAAUUAUUAAUUAUUACGUAUUAUUAAUCUAUUAAUCUUAAGAUGGAUAUGGACGGUGUUGCCACACAUACUUGCUCUUUCUAUAUCUGUGACAUCUAAUCUGGUAGUGAUGAUGUUGACGAUGAUGCUGAUGCGUGACCGAUCGUGCGGACCAAACUCAUAAAUAAAGGAAAACUGCAACAAAAGCAAACUAAAACAUUCAAACGCGCCCGCACCCGCAACGCUGACGUGAGGAUAUGCAUUUUUUCGGUAAGACUGAUUCGAAACGCAAACAUUUCUUGUAAAUUUCUGGUAAAGCGCUAGUGAUAAAAGGCGAUCACGGGCGUCCAGCGCAAACAAAAACACUCAAUUAUUAUUACUAACUACUCCACUGACCGAGAGAGAGGAUAAUCAAAAUUCCGCAACGUGUGCCGCAAAGAUCUGCAAACCGUAUGACACCUUCACAAGCCGUCCGAACGCAGGCGCAGCAAAAAGCACAAUUAACUCUUAUUACUGAUUACACUUAUGAACUUAACUAAGGAAAAGGAAAACACACGACGCACCACAGCCGCGCGGACGCCCUGAAACACCAACGACGAGCUCGUCUUCAAAACAUGUUUUACCUUCAUGUCAAUUACUCUAGGGAACAUUUAUCUAUCUAAACAUACGGAUGAUGAACAACAGUCAAAGCGCACUGCAAAGCUCACUCAGUUUCACGUUCAAGUUUUCGCCGCUUUAAAAUGUCUCAUUCCGACGCGAUUUCUAGUCAUUGAAAACCAAAUUGUGAACAAAAAAAAAUGAAGUAUGUAAACACUCACUCACACACAUUCCCGUCGCACAAUAUGUCUACAUAUGUCUCUUGUUAAAUUUGAAUUAAGUGUAAGUGGUUAAUAUUACUCGCAUCGCACGAGACCGACUAUAAAACUCAUCAUCGCGCAAAACGCGCAACAUGUGAGAAGCACUAGGAAGAAAGAAUCCCGAACGGAUUGACACGAUGAUAUUGAGAGUAAAAUUUUUAUACAUUUUGCGCGAAAUUGCUCAUGUUAUGUAUGUAUAUUUACGGAUAGAAAUAUUAAUAACGUAGCCAUGGUUAGAGACUUGUUGUUGUGCACUACUGUUAUCGCGCCACGCCGCAGAUUGUCCACAUGAACACGCACCACAUACACCCACACACACCAAAUGCAUCCACCUCCCCCUCAUCACUCGCCAAAAAUGGAAGUCCCAACAAGAUACACGAGACAUCGCAUAGAACGAAACCUCUUCUAACAGACUGUGAUUAACGGAAAUGCCUUCCCAGACACGCGCAUUGAAAUCCCUGCUGCAAAAUGAAAAUUAAAUUGUGUGCGAAAUGUUGCAAAUUGAAUCAUCAUCGAUUCUGUUAUCGCUCUCUAAAAUGUUGUAAAAACGGUUAUUGUUGGCAUUUUCCCCCCACUACUACUCAUACACGAUCAUUGUUACACACAAUUUGUUGUGUGCGAUCGGUUACGAAGCGUUGAGCUGCAAUAAACGCUUCUUAAUCGACCGCCGCCCCCGCCAUUAAUAAAUUUGAAAAAGAAAAAUGAAACUGAUAAGCGUGGUACUUGUGGCAUCUCAGAUAGGAGGCAUCAGAUCAUAAACGAACACCAACGAAACUCAAAAGAAAAAAAACAUCCCGCGUAAUAUGCAUGUACACACACAUAAACUGUUAAUGUUAAACCCAAGGAAAAACCUAAUUACUAAGUAGUACAUCUAUUGAAGUAUAUAUUAUUGUAAAUGUAUUGUAUGUA